CCUUUUUGUAUCCGUCUUCACUCACAACGACUGAACUGAUACAGUAGAGAGAGAAAAAAUGAAGCCAGGACUCAUCCAUGGUGCAGCAGCACUUGCAGCUCUGUCAAUCUUUGUAGCUUUCAAUUUUAAUCAUUUACUCGCUCCACCCAUCAUCCCUCAAUCUCAAGAUUUCCUUCACAAAGCAGAGAUUAAUCAUCUCAUCGGAGCUUUCGGGCCGGAGAGCCUCGCUUUUGACGCCAACGGCGACGGUCCUUACACCGGAGUUGCAGAUGGAAGAAUCCUCAAAUGGGUCGGAGCCGAACGUCGUUGGAUUGACUUUGCUGUCACAUCUUCUAACAGGGAGAAUUGCACCCGUCCAUUUGCACUGGAUAUGGAACACAUAUGUGGCAGACCAUUGGGUUUGCGAUUUGAUCGGAAGACUGGCGAUUUAUACAUAGCAGAUGCUUAUCUCGGCCUUCAUGUUGUUGGAUCCAAUGGAGGUCUUGCAUCUAAGCUGGUUACUGAAUUUGAAGGAAAACCCCUUGUUUUCACCAAUGAUAUAGACAUUGAUGAGGAUGAGAAUGUUCUUUACUUCUCUGAUUCAAGCACAAUCUUUCAAAGGAGGCAAUUCAUGGCAUCGGUUCUGAGUGGAGACAGAACAGGGAGAUUGAUGAAAUACGAUAGAUCAACUAAGGAAGUAACUGUUUUACUCAAAGGGCUUGCAUUUGCCAAUGGGGUGGCGUUGAGCAAAGACAGAUCAUUUGUUCUGAUAGCUGAAACUAGUACAUGUAGAAUCCAUCGUUUAUGGCUGAAAGGUUCGAAAACAGGGCAAUCUGAAAUAUUUUCAGAGCUGCCUGGAUUUCCAGAUAACAUAAGGAGGAACUCGGAAGGGGAAUUCUGGGUGGCUCUCCACUCAAAGAAAGGGCCAAUUUCGCACGCAAUUGUUGCGAAUCCGUGGAUUGGGAAGAUAGUUUUGAGGCUUCCCAUAAAUUUCAAACAACUGCAUUACUUAUUGGUGGGAGGGAAACCCCAUGCAACAGUUAUAAAGCUGAAUGAGAAUGGAGAGAUUGUGAAGGUGUUGGAAGAUUGCGAAGGAAAGAGUUUGAAGUUUAUAAGCGAAGCAGAGGAAAAAGAUGGGAAGUUGUGGCUCGGAUCAGUGUUGACACCUUCUAUCGGUGUUUAUAGCUUGUAAUAAUUUCUUUUUCGGUUAGGUUUAAAUUUCGAACUAACUUGAAUGAAUAACUAGUUUUGUAUUUUGUCAAUUGUAAGUAGGGUUUUUGUCCUUCAAAUAAUCUCAACCAACACUGGAUCUAUAAUUACUGUAUUCCAUUUCUCGUGCUAGCCUAUAAUUUCUCGAUUUUG
This is a messenger RNA of Impatiens glandulifera, 1341 nucleotides long. RefSeq names its product protein STRICTOSIDINE SYNTHASE-LIKE 10-like. Gene Ontology annotation, biological process: biosynthetic process. The transcript is spliced from 3 exons. The record is from RefSeq and is a predicted model, not a curated record. Bases 59 to 1171 code for a protein of 370 amino acids. Gene Ontology annotation, molecular function: strictosidine synthase activity. NCBI's taxonomy places the organism in Eukaryota, Viridiplantae, Streptophyta, Magnoliopsida, Ericales, Balsaminaceae.